CAUCUGGAGCAGGUCAUACAGGCAGUUCCUGUCGGGCUGACCGCCUAUAGCCGGUUGUAAUAAACUGGGGUUUAAGCAAUGGUGUGGGUGGAGGGGAUGGAUUCACUCACGGAAUUGGGGUUUUUGGUUAUCUAUAUAUAAAUCCAUUCCUUAUUACAAUAAAUUAUUCAUCAUCAAUUUUCUGGGCAGUCAAAUUCUCCUGGGAUUUUUGUGUUUUCUAGGAAUUGUCAAUGGCGUCCGACAUGGAUUUUUGCUUGUCCGAAGCAUUGUAAGAACACCGGCGUAUGUGUUGUCCGGAGCAAAUUUAUGGCGCUACAGAAGAGAUUAAACUACGGAUUCAACGGCUACGAGGCGCCGCCGAUGCCUCGAGCCGCAAGAUCAGUCCGGAAACGGUCCGUAUUCAAGCGAAAACCCGACGAUCGCAACAUGUGCGCCGCGUUCGACUUGCUGGCAACUGUCGCCGGGAAAUUGCCGUCGACGAACACUUCUCCCGCCAAAAAGGACGCGUCCAUCGAAGACGAUAAUCCGUUCGUCGAAAAGAGUCGAGAAUGGAACUUUCUGGUGACGGAGCUCGUUCGUAAAGCUCCCGAUACGAAAGAACUCGUCUCCGCCCCUGUUUCUGUCGUUACGUCUUCCGAUUGCUCGGAAAAGCUCGGUUCUUCCGAGCAGUUGGUUAACGACGACUGCAAGCUCAGCCUCGGGAUUUUUCCUGCGGCAGAUAACGGUGUCGAUUCGUCGAGCUUUAAUAAAGUGUCUCGUGGGUCUGUCCCGUCCCGUCGGGACGAUGUGAAAUUAGGUAAUAGCGACGAUGACGAAAACAGUUCCGAGUGCGCCGGAAAGAACGACUUCAAGCGUAUACGAUCACAACGCGACUAUCCUUUCAAAAAACGGAAGCUUUAUAGUAGUAGCUCGACGUCGAAUUUCAACGAAGGCGUCGGCUGUCGACAGCACGAAAUUGACGCUAGUGAAGGCGCGCUCGGUUCUAGUUCGUCGGGAGUGAAGCUUAAGAUCAAGUCGUUUAGAGUUCCCGAGUUACUCAUCGAGAUACCCGAGACCGCGACCGUUGGGUCUCUAAAGAGAAUGGUCUUGGAAGCCGUAGGUUCUUUGCUCGGCGGCGAGCUACACGUCGGAGUUCUUCUUCAGGGCAAGAGGAUUCGAGACGAUAACAAAACGUUACUCCAGACUGGAAUUUCUCGCGAAAGCAACACGAUCGAUGCCCUCGGGUUUACGCUCGAGCCGAGCCCCCCGACUGCUGCUUUAAUCCAAUCCAAUUGUCCCGACAAAGCGCUGAUCGAACAUCCAAAACCGUUGGCGAGGUACCUGGAGGCUCCAAGUACGAGUCGAAGCACUUUGCAGCAGCCCGACACUCGACUGGACCUUAAUUUGUACAAUUCGACGGGUACGUUUCAUGACUGGCCGUUGUCGCAGAAAAUUGGCUCUGAAUCGAAGGCACUUGUCCCUGUAAUGAAACAUGCUUCUUUGCGGAAAUCCAAGAGGUCCGAGUCCGCGCAGCGCAGAAUCCGUCGACCAUUCACAGUUGCUGAAGUGGAAGCUCUCGUCCAGGCCGUCGAGAAACUUGGAACGGGAAGAUGGCGCGACGUUAAGCUAAGGGCGUUCGACAGUGCGAAGCAUCGAACUUAUGUGGAUUUAAAGGAUAAAUGGAAGACGUUGGUGCACACGGCGAGAAUAUCGCCGCAGCAGAGACGGGGAGAGCCGGUGCCGCAGGAGCUGCUGGACCGGGUGCUGAUGGCGCACGCCUACUGGUCGCAGCAGCAGCAGCUGCGGUCGACUAAUCCCGACGCCUGCCGUCUUCUUCUUUGAUCGAUAAUUAAUGCGAAAAUAGGUAUUCGAUAAUAUCGAUGGAUGGAUGUGUAAAAAAGGAGCUGUGAAGUGAAAGUGUGUGUUUCUUGGAGGAGCAGCAGCAGCUUACGAUUCUUUGAUGUUCAUUUCUGUUGUAUUUAAAGUUCAUUUCUUUCUGGGUUUGUUUGUAUAAUAUUAAUACAUACAGAUACAUACAUAUACAUGUUCUCGUACUUCUUGUAGAGUUGUUAGGGUUGGAUCAUGAAUAUAUAUAUAUAUGUUUGUUUGUUAGGCCUUGUAAGGAAAAUAAUAAUUAUAAUAAUAACAAUUA
This is a messenger RNA of Andrographis paniculata, 2131 nucleotides long. Its product is annotated as telomere repeat-binding protein 5. Bases 307 to 1821 code for a protein of 504 amino acids. The record is from RefSeq and is a predicted model, not a curated record. The transcript is spliced from 8 exons. Gene Ontology annotation, molecular function: protein binding. Lineage: Eukaryota; Viridiplantae; Streptophyta; Magnoliopsida; Lamiales; Acanthaceae.